Messenger RNA from Lycium barbarum (goji berry), 327 nucleotides. RefSeq lists its product as uncharacterized. The transcript has a single exon. The record is from RefSeq and is a predicted model, not a curated record. Gene Ontology annotation, molecular function: protein dimerization activity. NCBI's taxonomy places the organism in Eukaryota, Viridiplantae, Streptophyta, Magnoliopsida, Solanales, Solanaceae. Bases 1 to 327 code for a protein of 108 amino acids.
AUGCGAAGUGGUAAUCCCAAGUUCUCCAACUUGCAAGGAAUUCGUGAUUUGGCAAAAGCAUUGGUUGAGGCAAAUCUUGUGGAUACUUAUUCACUUGUUUAUUUACUUGUGAAAUUAACUCUGAUCUUACAUGUUGCUACCGCAACUGUGGAGAGAGCAUUCUCAUCUAUGAAGCGGAUCCAAAAUGAAGUGCGGAAUAGCAUUGGUGAUCAAUAUUUGAAUGAUUGUUUAGUUUGUUACAUAGAGCGUGAUGUAUUUACAAAUGUAAGUAAUGAUGUCAUCAUUGAUCAUUUUCAGAAGGUGAAACCUCAUCGAGGACAAUUGUAA